Cucumis sativus (cucumber) is the source of this 1133-nucleotide messenger RNA. RefSeq lists its product as uncharacterized. NCBI's taxonomy places the organism in Eukaryota, Viridiplantae, Streptophyta, Magnoliopsida, Cucurbitales, Cucurbitaceae. The transcript is spliced from 3 exons. The record is from RefSeq and is a predicted model, not a curated record. Bases 146 to 466 code for a protein of 106 amino acids.
CCGUAAAACUUCCGAAGCUAGACGUGGCGCACAAAUUAGCCGAAAAGUGGAUCAUCUACUCUCCGGCUCAACCGCCAAAGAAUAACCAAGCUGCAUUUCGAAUCUGUUCACAGAACAAAACAAAAGAAACCGAAAAACAAAGGCCAUGGCGAAGAAAAUGGUGCAUGUCAGCGGCGGAAUUGGUAAAAAGAGACGCAUCAAACGGAGCAAGAAGAAAUACAUUCACAAAGUGAUUGAUUAUCUGUUAUCAGACUGCUACUUAUUUGCACCUCUCCUCAUUUCUCCUUCACCCAUAGAUAAUUCUCAUGUCACACCCACUAGAGGUAUUGAAAUUAGAGGAAGAACAAAAGAUAGCCGGACUUUGGUGAAGAAGUUUCAGGAUUAUUUGCAAUCUGAUUGCUACAUGUAUGCUUCUCUGGUUACACCAAAAUCCCCCAGACUCAGAGGGAGAAACAGGGCGGGUUGAGUACGUAAAGAAGGUAUCAGGGGAAGUAGUAGUUAUGAGUGAUUUUGUGGAAGCUACGGUUAAUGGAACACCAGACCGCUCCAUCUAUUCUAAUUCUCCAUCUUUAACACUUUCAGGUCCAAUUUUCUAGAACGUAAUUAAUUCAAGCUUCUGUUUUCGAUUAUUUUGUUUUAUGUUUAUCUAUUCAUGGUUGGGUUUCUGUAGGUGAGCGUGACCCAAAGGCGAGGAGGAGGAUUGUUGUUGAUUGAGCUUUGUGGUUAUUGUUAGAACUUUCUUUUUCCUUCUUCUUCUUCUAUAGAAUUAGUUGUGGAAGUUGUAUGAAGUAGUACUGUAAUGUUUUGUAGGAAAAACUAACGUGGGAUUUGGGAGCAUGUAACUUUGUUAAGUAUGUAUUAAAAAGAUUGGAUGUUUCAUAAUUUAGAUCUAACUUGAAGUUGAAGCUCUAUUAGUCUCUUUACCCCAAAAUGUUGAGUUCGUCCUUGUCACUAUUGAUACCUCGAUUGCCAUUCUAGCCACUAUCUACGACGUCCAACGCUGGCCACCACCUUCAAUGACUUCCGGUUGCCACCAACUUAGGCCACAAACUUGUAUAUACAAACAUUUUAAGCAUUUUUAAUUUUAAGAAAGAGUUGUUAUUUUGUACAACUUUUGUUGACUUUAUGGGAAA